Linum trigynum is the source of this 2979-nucleotide messenger RNA. The record is from the annotation of a GenBank genome assembly. Lineage: Eukaryota; Viridiplantae; Streptophyta; Magnoliopsida; Malpighiales; Linaceae.
CUCACCAAACUUAAAUUUUGAAAAAAAAAAAUUGCACAGAAUAAAACAAGUUUAUCUUGAUCUACAAAUUUUCGGAGAAAAUUUACCACCUUGUAAGUGGUAACGGACUAACGGGUAGACGGUGGUGAGAUGAAUAAAUGAUGAUUGAUAUGUCUUACUACAUGUAUACAAUCAUUACACACUAUGAAUAUUCAUAUCAUCAUCGUACACUUCUAUACUAUCAUAUUAUAAAUAUUAUUUACUGCCAAAUAUUAUCAUUCAUAGUAAUUAGGGGAAAAGUUAUGCAUGACCAAUAAGUAAGUUGGUCACUGACUAUGACUGUUACGGUCGAGAGUGUUGCAUUCUCCUAGAUAAAUAUAGAGAUUUUUUAUUAAAUAUUGUAUGGUUUCGAUCGACUAAAUCAUGUGUUGCUGAUUAACGAACCGUUGGUACAAUUCGAUAGUGAGCAUUUUUCGCUAGUGCACUUUUCACGGUAACUCACAUCACUCUAAUUCGAUAUAUCUCCAACUAAUUAUACGAUGUUACUAACAUGAUAAUGUAUUCGAUUCGGCUCAUCAAUACAAACAAAUAAGAUUGAAUUCCCUUACGGGCGGGGCGUAAGUUGAUAAUAUGAAAUACAAAUUGCCAGCGGGACUAGUUUAAUUAAUUAUAACGCUGCAAAUAAUAACAGUAAUAAUGACGGUGGUGGUAACUAACAUGCAUGCAUGGGUAAAAUGAGAAGAGAAAUCACCGCCACCGUAGCGGCGUAGAGUAGUUUUGGGGGUAUUUAUUUUUUAUCUGAAGAGGAUUAAAAACCCCAAUGCAAUGCAAUUAUGUGGGCGCAUGAAAAUCUCGUGACAAUUCCACCACCACAAUCCGUGAAAUUAGUAAAUAGCAGGAAUUUUUUAUUCAAAAAAAGAAGAAAAAAGCAGGAUUUUAUUUAAAAUUAAUGGGGUAGUGGAGAAUGCAAUGCGCUGUGUGACAUUAUUAGCAGUAAAACUCACAUGACAUCUACCGUUGGAUGUUGGACUGGACUGGGGCCUGGUCUGGUCUGGGCCAAAUGUAAUUAUUAUUUACUUACUUUUAUUGCGAAGACGUGGCAGCAAGAGAGGUUGGGCCCUGGGCCCACAAUACAAGCAGCCGGAUCCAGUAGUGUUCCUCCAAAGCAAGGAAGGAAGGAAAGAGCUGCCUCUCGUCGUGACGUGUCAUGUCCCCACUGAUAUGGUGACAUGGCUUUCCACCGAGAGUGACACCAAGGUUUCAGUUUUGGCGCGCUCCCAUAUUUCAAAAGGUACUACAGGUAAGUCGACCCAUUUCAUAUUUCAUUCCCCCGAUUAUAAAUAUCUACACAUUUAUAACGGGUCUCCGAUUGUUAAGUUGGUAUAUUGUGAUUAAUACAUGUAUUGUUGAAUUUGAUGUAUUGUAGAUUACAACGACAUUUGGUAUCUGUGUUUGUGUUUUCGAUAUGUUGAAGGGAAAAGUCACUUUUUAAUGGAAAUGUCGGGCUUGGACCCCUGCUUGUAUUGUUUAAAAUUCAUAAAUAUCAUCAUUUGCAAAUCUCAGGUCAAGAUUGUUUAAACAUCCAUAUAGACCCAAAAUAUUUAUAUACAUCUUGUAAUAGUAGUUUGAUUAAAGUUCACUUGAAAUUCGAUACUUAAACAAAUCUAUUUUUUUAUACAAUCUCAUAUUUACUAAGAACCUUAAAACAAUUAUAUCAAUGAUAUUUUUCGAUUAUACAAAUCUUAUAUCGCACUCAACAUGCAGUUUGCAGAGGAGUUUGCACCAAUAUAAUACACACUUGCAAGCUUGUAUUUGAUGAAAUUCAAAAUACAAGUCACAUAGAAAAAUAACCAGGAACAUUGUUUUUUUUUUUUCGUGUUCGAUGAUGGUUGAAAAAUGAUAGUACCUUCUUCAUAAUAGUUAGGUUAGGUCGAUAGCAGGCAUGACUUUAGUGGGCAGGCAGAGAGGUUAGCCCCUCUCGUUCGAUAUAAAAGGAAGGAGAAUAUAUACUAUAACCGUUGAAAAAAAAAAGUAAAAGAAGAAAAAUAUGAAGCUGAUAAGUAGACCUUAUAAUUUACAAAAGGGUUGCAUUGCAAAUAAGUUUGUUGGCUAACUUCACAUCCAAGUUGUAAAGACAAAUUUAAAGGGGACGGUCUACAAUAUCUAUAUGGCUCUUUCACCAACCCAAAAUCACAGUAUAUGUGUAUUUAACUUUGGCGGUUCGCUUGAUGUAUAAGAAACGAAUUUUGGCAUCUAUCUUUAUUUUCAAACCCUUUCCUUUCGUAAUAAAAUAAAUAAAUAAAAUAUCCCCAUUAUAUAAUUUGCGAUAAGAGUAGAUUAAGACUAGGAUUAGAUAGCUGCUUGACUAAUAUAUAUAUAUAUAUAUGAUGCAGUACAACUGCUUCCCACUUAAUCCAAAUGGACAUUUUGUGAGUUCUUAUUCAAUCAAGCAUUACUACUAGCUCAUAGUGUGUAAUUGAUAUCCUAACUAACACCAUGAGGAUACAUAUUAUUGUAAGGAACGAAACAAGAGUGGUCCUUUUCUUUGUGAUCAGAGAGCGGUAAUGGCCGGCACCAACUCACGUGACGCUAUUCAUCCCUAUAGCUAACUCCUUGGCCAUUGGCAACAGUGGGGAAUUUAUUAAUUGGAUAACAUCCAUAGGCCACACAGUACUGGCAGGCAGGCGAGCGGCCGGAUUAUCAGACGCUACGACUAGAAGUUACAGGGUUUCGUUGCAGCUGGUUAGCGAGUAGGGUUCAGGGGCAACGCUCCUGGCCCAUGGUAUAUGGGCUCAAUGUUAUUUUGGGUUCGUGUUCUGAAGUCUAGUCUGUAAUCAGUGGCGGACCCAGAAAUUUUUCAUAGGGGUGUCCUCUUUUAAAAAAUAAAUUAAAUAAAAAUAAAAUCAUAAAUAUGAAAAUAACUUACUCGUACAGGUUAAAAAAGUCCAUGAUGCGUUUUCAUAUUCGAAAAUAAUUGUAGAAUACACUUGGUGUUUAUAG